AUGGGAUCAUAUUCUAAUGUUGAGUUAAAUGAAGAUCCAAAUAAUCCUAUUGAUAAAAGGAAAGUAAUUGGAUAUAAGACUAAAACUGUGAGUGAACCAGUAUAUGAGGAUGAAGUUAACAUGCAAAUGGAAGCUAGUAAUGAAAUAUCCAGUACUAAUCCUAAUAUCAUUUAUAUUCCAAUUGAUGCAUGCAUUGAGGAUUAUAAUAAAUAUAAAUUUUGUGCGUAUAUUGAUAGUGGUUCUUCUACAUGUUUUGGAAAGAGAUCAUUAUUCCCAGAAUUCUUGUGGAAAAAGGCUAAAAAUCCUAUGCAAGUUAGAAUUGCUAAUAAUAGUGUCAUGAUGCAUACGGAGAUAAUUGAAGAUUUAAAAAUAAAAAUUGGAGGAGUUCAAUGUGUUAUUCCUAUUUUAUGGGCAACUGAUCAACCAAGUCAUGAUAUGAUAAUAGAAAAUAAUUUUCAAAGCCAGCGUGGUGAUAGGGUUACACCUACACAACAAGAGGUUGCACUUAGAAUUUCUGAGUGUGAAUCAUCAUUAAUAGAUCAAAUUAAUAAGCAACAAGAAAAGUUAUGUGAAAAAUUAUAUUCAACAAAUCCUUUAGAACAUUGGGAAAAGGAUAAGGCAUUUGCUAAGAUAACUCUAACAAAUCCAAAUAAGAUUAUUAGAGUAAGACAAAUGGUUUAUACCUACCAAGAUAUAUUAGAAUUCGAUGAACAAAUAAAAGAAUUGUUGAAUAAGAAUUUAAUUAGGAAUAGCAAGAGUCCUCAUAAUAGUCCAGCGUUCAUGGUUAGAAACCAUGCAGAAGAGAAACGAGGUAAAGCUAGAAUGGUCAUUAAUUAUAAGCAACUAAAUGACAAUACUGUUUUUGAUGGCUAA
Molecule: messenger RNA, 873 nt
Organism: Chenopodium quinoa (quinoa)
Lineage: Eukaryota; Viridiplantae; Streptophyta; Magnoliopsida; Caryophyllales; Amaranthaceae
Exons: 2
Coding region: 1-873 (290 amino acids)
Biological process (GO): proteolysis
Molecular function (GO): aspartic-type endopeptidase activity
Source: RefSeq, a predicted model, not a curated record